Phascolarctos cinereus (koala) is the source of this 5414-nucleotide messenger RNA. It is a transcript of the gene SPRING1, whose product is annotated as SREBF pathway regulator in golgi 1. NCBI's taxonomy places the organism in Eukaryota, Metazoa, Chordata, Mammalia, Diprotodontia, Phascolarctidae. The record is from RefSeq and is a predicted model, not a curated record. Gene Ontology annotation, biological process: positive regulation of SREBP signaling pathway.
GCUCUGGCUCUGGCUUCGGGUUCGCUCUGGGCGCGCGCGGGCCCGGGCCGGGGGGCGGCGGAGCCCCGCAGCUCGUGCCGCUGCGAGUGCUUCGGUGCGUGCUCAGAUCGCGGGUCCGGGCAGCAAGGGAGAGCUGAGCAUUGCACAGCCCGAGCCGGGGGGUGGAGGAGAGGGCAAGGUUAGGGGCCAGCCGACCCCGGCCCCCCUCUCGCUCCCAGCGGGCCAGGAACCGCCCCCCCCCCGGCCGGCCGGGCUCGCAGGAGCACCCCAGCCUUGCCAACCGGUUCUGCCCGGACCCUCGCGUGUGGGAGGCAAUGGGGCGGGGGCCCUGCGCUGGGCUGAGCUGAGCUGUCGCAUUGGGGGGCGGGGCCCGGAGCCCCCCGCCCCACUCCGGGCUGCAGCCGGCCGUGAUGGGCCCCGCAGCCCAACCCACCUCCCGGGCUGAGCCCCUUUAGCUCGGAGCCCCCCCUCCGCGAGCAUAGGCCCUUGCACCCCCGGCCCCCGCGGGCUCGCCGCAGCCGGCAGCGGGGGCGGGGAUGGUGAACUUGGCCUCUAUGGUGUGGAGGAGGCUCCUAAGGAAGCGCUGGGUGCUCGGCUUGGUCUUCGGGCUGUCCCUCAUCUACUUCCUCACCAGCACCUUCAAGCAGGAGGAGAGGGCGGUGAGAGACCGGAAUCUCCUUCAGGUUCAAGACCGUGAACAGCCCAUCCCGUGGAAAGUGCAGUUUAACCUGGGCAACAGCAGUCGUCCGAGCAACCAGUGUCGGAACUCCAUUCAAGGGAAGCUUCUCAUCACGGAUGAGCUAGGUUACGUCUGCGAAAGGAAGGACCUGCUUGUGAAUGGCUGUUGUGACGUCAACGCCGCCAGCGCUAGGCGCUUCUGUUGUGACGGCUGCUUGUCCAAUGGAUGCUGUGGUGCCUAUGAAUACUGCGUCUCCUGCUGCCUGCAGCCCAGCAAGCAAUUACUCCUAGAACGGUUCCUCAACCAGGCCGCAGCAGCGUUCCAGAAUCUCUUUAUGGCUGUGGAAGAUCACUUUGAGCUGUGUCUGGCCAAAUGCAGGACUUCAUCUCAGAGUGUGCAGCAUGAGAACACCUACAGGGACCCCAUAGCAAAAUAUUGUUAUGGAGAGAACCCACCAGAGCUCUUCCCUGCAUGAUGGGGAGCCAGAGUAGCAAAUUGUACCCAUGAGGCCAGAAUUUGGAGAAGGAAGAGUGAACCUGAAGACCUCAGCCUGCUCUUGGGGGAGUGGUGAUGGUGGGAGGGAGGGGGGUAUUUCUUCAGACUCAAAAUGAGCCCAUGGGUUAGAAGACUUACCCUUCCAGUGGGUGCUGGAGGAUGGUGCUAAAAGGGACCAUGAGGAACCCGGGACCCCUCCUCGUCUGCCCACCCUUCUCCCGGCGCUGAACACUUUGGCCCUGCUGGACAGACACGUCCUCUCAAGCUGCAGCUCAGAUCGGGUCCAGCCGGGUGGUCGGAACGCCUCAAACAGAGCCGACAUCCUCCCCUGUCCUCCCCUCCCUCCUCCAUUCCCACAAAAGAGAACUGGGAGUUGUGCCCUUUUGGUUAGGCUUUGGGGUUCAAUGUUCCACUCGUGGUCAGAGCGCCAGCUUUGUAUAUAACUGUAAAUUAUUUAUUGGACUGAUGUGGGAGAGUAGAAAAGAGGAGUAUUUCCUGCAGCCAAAACCUAUUGCCUUUCAGCUUCUAGUCACAUGUGUCCCAGAGCAAAAGAUUAGAUUUCUGCUGAUUCCUUGUGUUAACAUGUUUUGUGAGUUAAAAGGAUCUAUUUGUACACAUCAAAUCAUUUCUCUCUCGGGGCCCAGACUUCUCCCACCAGGGCUUCAGUUUUUCGUUCAGUGAAAUGUCUCCAUGCCUGACGCUUUUCAGUGUUGGUGAUGCCCUGUUAUCUUCAGCCUAAUGUACAAAAGAAUUCAAUACCUCCUGAGAGACUUGACUGCCCAAACCUCCGGCGGGCCAGCUGGUCUACCUUAGGGGUUGGCUCAUUCAGCGGCAUUCGAGAGGAUGAUUUUACCCCUGGGUCUCAGGCUGGAGUCUUCCUAGUUUCUGGUUCUCCGUGGUGUGUUUUCGGUUGCUCCCCUCGGGGUGACCUCAGGAAAAUCAGCCCCGUUUCUGUGAGGUGGGAUGGAAGUGCCGGGGACACACUUGCAGUGUGUACCUGGCCGACUUGUGUCUCGCUCCAGCUGCAUCAGUGUCCCCAGCCCCCGCACCGUGCUCCGAACAGCUCCCGGCUUUGGUUUUAUGUACUAGCGCUAAGUGAUCCGUCGUGGUGGGGAGUGUUCACCUUGUGGCCAGCUGGUUAGUGUGUUGCAGUCCCCAAGAUAGUAAGAGUCACUGCAGCCCUUUGACCUAAGGAAGCAUGGCCACGUCACUGUGUUUGCCAGACAGGUGGGAGAGCACUGGUCUGGAAGUCAAAGGACCCGAGGUUGAGUGUUCAGGACUCCGCUUGCUGGAUAGAGGAUCUUUGGUGAAGUUUGCUCUUCUCCUGACCACACUUUUCAUCUGUGUAAUGGAAGGGGUUGGGUUAAAUGAUCUGUACAGUCCCUUUUAACCUUGAUUCUCCGUGUCAGCCCCCUGUCCCUUACAGCCAACCCCAUCUCUCCUCCGUCCUGAUGCUUUCAUGGUCUCAUUCGGUGUGCCAGGAGCUCCUCUGCCCUAGCUUUGCUCUUUGCUCCAAGUGCUAAGCCCCCAGCCAGCUUUGGUGCUUGCUGCAUGUGCUGAAGGCUUCCCUGCCCCCCCAGCUUAUCUGCUUUCUCUGUGUGCCAAGGCUCAGCCCACCAGCUUUUCUGCCUGCUCCGUGUGCUAACGGCUCCCCCCUCAGCUUUGCUUCUUGCUCCCAGUGCUAAGGGUUCCCCCUCCCCCCAGCUUUGCUCAGUGCUAAGGGCCCCCCAGCUUUGCUUCUUGCUCCCAGUGGUAAGGGCCCCCCAGCUUUUCUGCUUGCUCUGUGCACUAAAGCUUCCCCCCCCAGCUUUGCUCCUUGCUCCCAGUGCUAAGGGCCCCCCCCAGCUUUGCUCCUUGCUCCCAGUGCUAAGGGGCCCCCCAGCUUUGCUCCUUGCUCCCAGUGCUAAGGGGCCCCCCCAGCUUUGCUCCUUGCUCCCAGUGCUAAGGGGCCCCCCCAGCUUUUCUGCUUGCUCCAAGUGGUAAGGGGCCCCCUCCCCCCAGCUUUGCUUCUUGCUCCCAGGGCUAAGGGCUCCCCCUCCCCCAGCUUUGCUCCUUGCUCUAAGUGGUAAGGGCCCCCCUCAGCUUUGCUCCUUGCUCCAAGUGGUAAGGGCCCCCCCAGCUUUGCUUCUUGCUCCCAGUGCCAAAGGGCCUCCCCAGCUUUUCUGCCUGCUCCAUGUGCAAAGGGCUCCCUGUCCCCCAGCUUUGCUUCUUGCUCUCAGUGCUAAGGGCCCCCCCAGUUUUGCUUCUUGCUCCAAGUGCUAAGGGGCCCCCCCAGCUUUUCUGCUUGCUCCUUGUGCUAAGGGCCCCCCAGCUUUUCUGCCUGCUCCAUGUGCAAAGGGUUCCCUGUCCCCCCAGCUUUGCUUCUUGCUCUCAGUGCUAAGGGCCUCCCACCAGCUUUGCUCCUUGCUCUCAGUGCUAAGGGCCCCCCCAGCUUUGCUUCUUGCUCUAAGUGCUAAGGGCUCCCCGUCCCCCCAGCUUUUCUCCUUGCUCCAUGUAUUAAGGGCCCCCCCAGCUUUUCUGCUUGCUCCAUGUGCUAAGGGCUCCCCGUCCCCCCAGCUUUGCUUCUUGCUCCAUGUGCUAAGGGCUCCCCGUCCCCAGCUUUGCUUCUUGCUCCCGGUGCUAAGGGCCUCCCCAGCUUUUCUGCUUGCUCCCUGUGCUAAGGGCCCCCCCCGCUUUGCUUCUUGCUCCCAGUGCUAAGGGGCCCCCCAGCUUUUCUGCUUGCUCCAUGUGCUAAGGGCUCCCCAUCCCCCCAGCUUUGCUUCUUGCUCUCAGUGCUAAGGGCCCCCCUCAGCUUUGCUUCUUGCUCCCAGUGCUAAGGGGCCCCCCAGCUUUGCUCCUUGCUCCAUGUAUUAAGGGCCCCCCCAGCUUUUCUGCUUGCUCCGUGUGCUGAAGCUUCUCCCCUCCAGCUUUGCUCCUUGCUCCAUGUUCUAAGGGCCCCCCAGACCCCUUUGUUACCUGCUCAGUGUACCACACACAACCUCUGAUGCUUGCUUAAAUUUGGUGAAAAGAAUUUCUCCCCACACCCCAACCUUUUCUUCCUAAAUCUGAGGCUUUCUUCAUUUGUGCUUCUCCCAGGUACUGGUACUUUCUUGGCCAGGAAGCCGAGGCCUACAUCCCCUCUUGAUGCCCUGCCACCCCAGCUCCAAAGCUCUGAUCCUUUCUUGGUCUUUGUCCUCGGAGCUCCUUGAUCCUGUCCCACCUCCAGCUUUCAUGUUUUCUUGCUUUGGAGGCUCCCCCACCCUCCAAUAAAAGCUCUGAUGUUUUCUUCCUCCAUGUACUAAGGGCCCCUCAUGCCCCCCCAGUAAUAAAAGCUCUGAUGCUUUCUUGGUCUGUGAACUAAGCUUUCCCCCCACUUUUGAUGUUUGGUCUGUGUGCUAAGGGCUCCUCCUGCUCCCCCCAAAAACAAAAAUUCUGAUGCUUGCUUAGUCUGUGUGCUAGAAUUUUGUGUCUCCCUCUCUCUCUUCCUCACCCCCCUCCCCAGCCUUGACACUUACUCUGGGUGCUAGGGGCCUGUCCCUUUUCCCCACCCCUGCCAGUUGGUUCACACUGAGUGUUUCUUCUCUUUGUGGUGGGUCCCUGGUAGCAUGGAUCUUGUAUAAUGUCUCAUUCUUUCUUACUGUUAACACUUGGUACAUGUAUAUAUGCACACAUGCUUGUGCUUUCCUUCUCCAGGUCCCACUUAUCUGGGGGUGGGAUUCCCUCCUGCCAUCUUGGAUUCAGGCAAGUUUGGUAGAGGGGGCUAAGCUUGACUCCCUCUGUCCCCGUCCUCUUCUUUCCCUGUGAGUUCUUUCUUGUUACAGUGUACAGUAACCACCACUCUAUGUUUAUGCCCAUUACCUCACUAGACACAACAACCCUGGGAAGGUUGAGUAUCGGGCAGUGUUGUCCCCAUCCUACAUAGGAAGAAACUGAGACUUAUCAUUGGUGCCCAGGGUCACUUGGCUAGUAAGUGUGGAUGGGGGAGCCAGGGUUCAUAUUUGGGUCUUUCCACUCCUUGCAUUGGGCAUUCUUUCCAUUUGCCAUGUGUCUGUAAGUAUUUCGCUCCACCCCUCUUCCCAGUCAAACUCCCCCAAGGCAAGUCAUCCUUCACUAGGGCAACCUAAAUAAACUUCUGAAGGUGGUGACUUGGCUACCUUCUGUUUUUGCAUUUUCCUCUUGCCUUUGUGUUUGGGUGGGGCUUUCUCUGUGUGUAAUGUGUUUUCAAUGGUGCUGAUUUAAUAAAAUUUGUCUCUCAAAACAA